Molecule: messenger RNA, 1509 nt
Organism: Marmota monax (woodchuck)
Lineage: Eukaryota; Metazoa; Chordata; Mammalia; Rodentia; Sciuridae
Product: sperm motility kinase 2B-like
Exons: 1
Coding region: 1-1509 (502 amino acids)
Biological process (GO): microtubule cytoskeleton organization; intracellular signal transduction; protein phosphorylation
Cellular component (GO): cytoplasm
Molecular function (GO): protein serine/threonine kinase activity; tau-protein kinase activity; ATP binding
Source: RefSeq, a predicted model, not a curated record
AUGGUUAGCAACAGUAGUCAGUCUAGAGUAGCGUUGUGGGGGCCGGGCUCCUGCCAGGAGCCAGGCUUCCUGGACCAGUACGAGGUCCUGAGGGCCAUUGGGCAUGGCGAGUUUGGUCAGGUCUACCUGGCCCGCCAUCGCCUCACAGGGGCAGAUGUCGCAGUGAAAGUCCUGAAGACGGAGACGCAGGACAUCUCGGACCUCUCCGAACCUCUAAUGUUGAGGAGCCUGGAGCACCCCAACAUUGUACAACUCUUUCAGGUGAUGAGGACCAGGAAAAACCUGUACAUGGUGAUGGAGUACACAGGUGGGGGACAGCUACUUGAGCAUAUCCCCCCUGGUGGCAUGCAGCAGGAGGAGGCCUGCAGAAUCUUCAGGCAGAUCGUGUGUGCCCUGGGCCACUGCCACGACAAGGGCAUCGUGCACAGGGACUUGAAGCUAGAGAACAUCAUGCUGGAUGCCAGAGGACAUGCAAAACUUAUUGACUUCGGCUUCAGCACCAGGUUCACAGCCGGGCAGAAGCUUAAUGACUUAUGGGGUACUCUGGCUUACAUCGCCCCAGAAAUUGUCCUGAAGCAAGAGUAUGAGGGCCCCCCAGCGGACAUCUGGAGCCUGGGCGUCAUCCUGUACUGUAUGUUGACGGGGAGCUAUCCAUUCAGGGGGGACACCCCUCAGGAGUUGCUGAUGAGGAUCAUUCUGGCCAGGUUCCAGGUGCCCAGCUCUGUUCCGGUCAAAGCACGAAGGCUCAUCCACCAGAUCCUGGUCCUGAACCCCAAGAAGCGACCCACAGUGAAGCAGAUCCUGCAGCACCCCUGGCUGCGGCAGGGUGAGCCAUGUGCAACCCAUCCUUCCAGCCAGGCCCUGCCCACACGCCCAGACCCUGCCAUCCUGACCAUGCUGUUCGACCUGGGUUUUGAUCCCUACCAAACCUGGGUGUCUCUGGCCAAGAGGAAGUUCAAUGUGGUCAUGGCGACGUACCUCAUCCUGAAGCACCAGCAAGGCCAGGGGGUAGGGAGCACCUUCCAGGGGCAGCCUGUGCCUCAGUGGCUUAGGCCUCGCCAGCGCCCCGAGAAUCUCUCCAAUGUCCCUGUCCUCCCACAGAGGAGCGCCAGCCAGCCUGCCCUGCGCACCUUCCCCUUGCCCUCUGAGUAUCUGCUGCCCGAGGACGCCCAACAGCCAGGGCACAGGGACAUCAGGGGUGGCAGCCUGCCUGCCAUUCCUCUGCGCUGCCCGCCUGCAGGGGCCCCCACUCUCCGCAGCUGCUCCCAGUCUGACUCUGGCUUCCCCAGGCCCAAGCCCUCCAGGGUCCUCGUCUGGUGGUCCAGGGCACACAGCAGCUCCUCCUCCCUGGACACAGCCCCGAGGCAAGGCCCUGGCCACACCAAUGGCUGGAAACAGGUGAGGAGCAGGAUCGCUGCCUGUGUCCGAGCCCUGUGCUGCUGCUGUGUGCCAUGUGUCAGCAAUAAAAUGGCUCAAAUGUCACAGAGAAGCGACGUGCCACACCCAUAG